Messenger RNA from Mastomys coucha (southern multimammate mouse), 453 nucleotides. RefSeq names its product keratin-associated protein 2-1. Gene Ontology annotation, cellular component: keratin filament. Bases 58 to 453 code for a protein of 131 amino acids. Lineage: Eukaryota; Metazoa; Chordata; Mammalia; Rodentia; Muridae. The record is from RefSeq and is a predicted model, not a curated record. The transcript has a single exon.
CCUGAGAACUCCCAACCUCUCUUCACUUCUCAGCCCCACUCCAGCCCAGACACCACCAUGACCGGCUCCUGCUGUGGAUCCUUCUCCUCCCUGAGCUGUGGAGGAGGCUGCUGCCAGCCCUGCUGCUGCAGGGACCCCUGCUGCUGCCGCCCAGUGUCCUGCCAGACCACAGUGUGUCGCCCUGUGACCUGCGUGCCCCACUGCACCAGGCCCAUCUGUGAGCCCUGCCGCCGCCCCAUCUGCUGUGACCCCUGCAGCCUGCAGCAGGGCUGCUGUCGCCCCAUCACCUGCUGCCCCACCUCUUGCACAGCUGUGGUCUGCAGGCCCUGCUGCUGGGCCUCCACCUGCUGCCAGCCCAUCUCAGUGCAGGCUCCCUGCUGCAGGCCCCCCUGCUGCCAGCCUGCUCCCUGUCGCACCACCUGCAGGACCUCCCCCUGCAACACCUGCUGCUGA